Molecule: messenger RNA, 2463 nt
Organism: Cannabis sativa
Lineage: Eukaryota; Viridiplantae; Streptophyta; Magnoliopsida; Rosales; Cannabaceae
Product: serine/threonine protein phosphatase 2A 59 kDa regulatory subunit B' eta isoform
Exons: 2
Coding region: 656-2188 (510 amino acids)
Biological process (GO): signal transduction
Cellular component (GO): protein phosphatase type 2A complex
Molecular function (GO): protein phosphatase regulator activity
Source: RefSeq, a predicted model, not a curated record
AAGCAUCUAGUUUCAGAGUCAACAAAUAACAACCAGGAAUAAAACAAACACUUUCCUUUGCAAGUACUAAAUUACCCUCUUUAUACUCUUUUGUAUUCAUCUAUUUGGUUAAUUUUGUAUUGUUCUGGAGUUUUGAUGCUAUAAAUUCUUAGAUUCGGAAGAAAUCAACAAUUCAUUGAUCUUUUUUUCUUUUUUCUCUUCUUCUUAUUAUUAUUAUAUAUAUUUUCCUAGUGGAAAAACCAAUGGAGAAAAGGUCUUUCUUUCUAUGAAAUCUGCCGAUUUCUUUGGUAAAGAUUAGCCCUUUGAGUUAAAGUUUUUCAAUUUAACUCCAGUUUUCAAAAUUUUAAUCUGGGUAUUGGGUGAAACAAGCUGAGGAGUGUUGAGAAGGGCACAUGGAUAAUUAAAGAUGAGAAAGGGUGUAAAGCUUGUUCUGAUUGUUAGCAGUAAAAAAGGGUUGGCUUGAUUCAAGUUUGUAGAUGAGAAAGGGGGUUUUUUGAGCGGCCCCCUCUAUUUAUUCAUUCAUUCAAAUAUUGGGUUUGAAGCUUUUGAGCUUUCUGGCUUGGAUUUGGUCUUGAUGGAGUUUUAGUUGACUUUAUAUGUGGUUCUCUUGGUGAAAUUUUAGAGGGUGGUAUUGUGACUUUGUUUCUUUAUUAGUAUGUUUAAACAUAUUCUCAGUAAGCUUCCCCUAAAGUCUUCUAAGACUAAGCACGGUGAGAAACGAGAACAUGGUGGAACCAAUAAUACUAUUUUUGAUAUUGUUUCUUCUGCUACCAGUUCAAGCAUUGAUUUAGACACUAACAAGUCUAGAACCAAUGGAGAAAAUCAUGGUAACAAAAAUAGUAAAGUUGGGAAUUCGAAGGUGUCUUCUUCUUCUUCUUCUUGUGGAUCACUACCUUCAUUGAGGGAUGUUCCAAGUUCAGAGAAGCAGAUCUUAUUGAUGAAGAAGUUGAAUUUGUGUUGUGUUGUGUAUGAUUUCACUGACCCAACAAAGCAUCUCAGAGAGAAAGAGAUCAAACAUCAUACAUUGUUGGAGCUAGUGGAUUACUUGACUUGUUCAAAUCUUGAGUUUUGUGAUGAAACUGUUAUGAAUGAUAGUAUUAAAAUGGUAUCCACAAAUUUAUUUAGAACAUUUCCUCCACAACUUCACGAGAACAGAGUUACAGAAGGCUUUGAUUUGGAAGAGGAGGAGCUUCCCAUGGAACCAGCAUGGUCUCACUUGCAAAUUGUGUAUGAGUUUCUAGUAAGGUUUAUUGGAUCAUCUGAUAUUGAUGCAAAACAAGUCAAGAAAUAUGUUAAUCAAUCUUUUAUUCUCCAUUUGUUGGAGCUUUUCGACUCUCAAGAUUCUAGAGAAAGGGAGUAUCUGAAGACCAUUCUUCACCGAAUUUAUGGCAAGUUUAUGUUGCAUCGUCCAUUCAUCAGAAAAUCCAUCAACAACAUUUUUUACACCUUCAUUUUUGAGACAGAGAAGCAUAAUGGUAUUACUGAACUUUUAGAAGUUUUGGGCAGUAUUAUAAAUGGUUUUGCCUUACCAUUAAAAAAGGAACACAAGUUGUUUCUUGUUCAUGCCCUUAUUCCUUUGCACAAGCCAAAAUGUAUGAUAUUUUACAACCAACAAUUAUCUUACUGCAUCACACAAUUUGUGGAAAAGGAUUACAAGCUUGCUGAUACAGUCAUAAUGGGCUUAUUGAAGUAUUGGCCAAUCACCAAUAGCUCCAAGGAAGUGAUGUUCUUAUGUGGUGUGGAGGAGGUUUUAGAGCUAACUCGGUUGCCUGAAUUCCAGCGGUGUAUGAUCCCGUUGUUUCGCCAGAUUGCUCGUUGCUUAAAGAGUUCUCACAUUCAGGUUGCUGAGAAAGCAUUGUCAUUGUGCAAUAGCAAUCACAUUGAGAGCUUGAUCAAACAAAACCACAAAGUCAUUCUACCAAUAAUCAUCCCGGCCUUGGAAAAUAAUGCUAAAAAACAUUGGAACCAUGGUAUUCACAACUCAACCUUAAAUGCGCGAAAGACUUUCCAAGAUCUUGAUCCCAAGUUGUUCAAAGAGUGCUUACUCAAGUUUCAGGAAGACAAGUCAAAGGAGGAUGAGAUUAAAGCAAGGCGCGAAGCCACUUGGAAACGUUUAGAAGAGCUCGCCGUGAAGAACUUGUCAAGCAAUGAAGUAGGUGAAGCUCCUCAUGCUGCAGCCUUAGUUUAGCUGUAGCAAGUGGACAGUUUAAAUGAACUGCAAUGUAUAUUUCAGCUGAGAUAAGAUUGGUAAAAGAAAACUGGUGAGUGGUUGAAAUGGUUGAAUGUUUUAUUCAUUUAUCUAUAUAUUCUCAUCUACUUGAAAAGAUUAAACAAAUCAUAUAUAUUUUACUUGGAAGAGUUUAGUCAACUAUACCUGCUCAUAAUAUGCAAGGAAGCACAUUGUUUUGUUUAUCCUUGUUUUGUUCAGACUUAAAAUAAAGCACAUCUUUUUUGACUAAAAAA